UACCAUUUUCAUCCAUUCUUAUUGCGAACUAAGAAGUUUAAACCCUGAAAAAACCCCAAAAAAUAAUAAAAGAAGCAUCUUCAGAUAUACGUAUAUUUGAAAAAAGUUUUUUUUUUUUUUUUUUUCUAAUUUGGCGAUGUCUACACCAUUAGAGCAGCAGCAGCCACCACCUGUAGGAGAGAGCCAACAAGCCUACACGGCCUAUACUGGCCGCGGGUCGGUUGGACCCGUCAUAGCCGUUCUAUUUGUGAUCACAAUCCUUGGAGUCAUAGCUGGCAUGAUUGGGAGGCUAUGUUCAGGGCGUCCUAUCAUGGGCCAUGGUCAGUACGAUUUUGAAGGUUGGGUUGAGAGGAAAUGCUCUUCUUGCCUUGACGGUCGGGUCGACGCUCCUCCGCCGGCGGAGGAGGUGCCGGAGGCGGUGCCUGCAGAGGAGACACUACAAGAAAUCAAAGAAGAAGAGCAGGGACAAGCUCAUGUUCAAGGACAAAAGCAACAUGGAAGUAGCAGUGAAUCUUGAUUAUUAAUUAUUCUUGGGUGGUUCUUUUUUUUCCUUUUGCCUUCAUGGUUAUACUCUCACUGUACGCGAACAAAUGGAUUUUCAUUUUUCAUUAUUAGACUUUGUUAAUUUUUAAU
Messenger RNA from Durio zibethinus, 633 nucleotides. RefSeq lists its product as uncharacterized. The record is from RefSeq and is a predicted model, not a curated record. NCBI's taxonomy places the organism in Eukaryota, Viridiplantae, Streptophyta, Magnoliopsida, Malvales, Malvaceae.